Aspergillus versicolor CBS 583.65 is the source of this 1065-nucleotide messenger RNA. RefSeq lists its product as uncharacterized. The transcript has 3 exons. Bases 1 to 663 code for a protein of 220 amino acids. Lineage: Eukaryota; Fungi; Ascomycota; Eurotiomycetes; Eurotiales; Aspergillaceae. The record is from RefSeq and is a predicted model, not a curated record.
AUGCCUCCCGCCUACAAACGCCUCAACUCCGAAGACUGCGUCUUCCUCUUCGUCGACCACCAGGCAAGCCCCGAGGCCCAAUCCUAUCCAGGCGCCGGCCUCAUCCAGCUCGUCCGCGACUUCGAACCGCACGAGUUCCGCACAAACACCCUGGGCCUAGUCAAGGUCGCGCAGUACUACGGCGCGCCCUCGAUCCUGACCACAUCCUUCGACACAGGCCCCAACGGCCCAAUCGCAAAGGAGAUCCAAGAGGCGCUGCCCAAUGCGCCUCUAAUCCGGCGCCCGGGCCAAAUCAACGCGAUGGACAACGAGGAUUUCGCCAAUGCCGUCAAGGCGACCGGGAAGAAGCAGGUUGUUAUCAGUGGAGUGUUGACCGAAAUCUGCGUCGCAUUCCCCGCGCUCUCGCUCAUCGAGCAGGGCUACGACGUCUUCGUCGCGACCGAUGCGAGCGGCACCUUCGCCGAGCAUACCAGGGAGGCAGCGCAUAAGCGCAUGGCGGCGGCGGGGUGCCAGCUGCUGAAUUGGGCGGCGAUAGCGGGCGAGCUGCACCGCGACUGGCGUAGAGAUAUCGAGGGCUUUGGCAAGAUCUGGACGGACCAUAUUCCUGGGUAUUGGUGCUUGAUGCAGAGUUACCAGACGGCGGGGGAGAAUGCGAAGCAGUGAGUGUCCUGACAAAACAACCAGGAAAGGGUAUCUAUUUCUGGAACGGGAGCUAUCAAGCGAACCGUGGUUUUAACCGUGUGUUCAUGUUCAUAUUCAAGGCAAGAAUGGUGAUCGCCGAAUUUUUGCAGUCGUAAAGUGGAGGCCUCGGUGGGUGUGCGAGUCGGGCGCGACCACAUUAGUAUUAUCUCGCUGCACUGACAGCAAUGUCGCGCGGGUAUCCUAAUUUAGUAAAAUUCAGAAUCGCUUUAGCUUCUCCAAAUCAGGGGCCGAUCGGAUAUGUGUAUCACAGAGCCAUGAAACGAGGCCCCGUGGUACCGGUACCUGCAUGCGCGGGGAAUGAAUCGACACCACGCCGCACCAACAGAACUCGAUGCAAUGAAGAAUGUCAGUGGCCGAUGGGUC